AUGUCGUCAACACGACCCUACAUCGUAUUCGACGAGGAUGAAGAAAGGUGGAACGACGAUGAGAGCGAUAUCGAGUUGCUUGACUAUGAUUCCGAUUCCGAUCUUGAGAUGAUCGCGAGUAAUUCUUGUGAGGCGUCUGCUACACCGCCCACUCCGAGCUCGAACGAGGGAAAGAGCCGCACGCGCAACCCUCCUCCAAGCAACGACAUCUCUCUACCGCAUGUUGCAAUCCAGAGAUACAGGAUCAGCACAGGUUUCGUCAUAAAUCCGGGCGAUACCGUAGAAUUGAAAGACCGUUCGAACCAUGAUGAGGGUGCUAUGCAUUCGGGAGAUUUUCUUCGCAUCAAAACCAUCAUUAUGAACAUGGAGACGGAUGAGGUGCGACUCCGAGGUUGGCGAAUGCGACGCACUAAGUACCUUGGCCAGAUCUUCGAUUGGAAGAUGAACGAGUUGGGCAUGGUCCUCCGUCUCAACGAAGAUGAUCGUAGCCCACCUUUCGUCGCGGGCAUGGAAGACGUUGAAAUCGAAGAGAUUCACCGAGUGCGCGAGUGUACGCUGACUAACAAACCCUAUCCGUUCCUCAGUUUCCGAUCUGACGGCUGUGCUGCAUGGCCGCCUGGUAUGACUAAGGACGACGUCAAGAAGCAAAUAUUCCACGGCGGUAGACUUACUUGCCGUGUUGUCAACAUUCUCUACAUGAGUGGAACCAAAUCAAAGCCAUACGGUGGUAUUGUUCGUCAUCUAUAUACCCACGAGGCGGAUGCAACUGCGACGCCAGCUCCUACUCAAGAUUCCGGUCUUUCUCGCGAGACGUCGAUAGCGAUAGAAGAUACUGAAGAGCCUGGCUACGUUGUCGUGAGCAAGGAGCCUUCCGCGAAGAAGCGGCGUGUACGCGAUGACUCUCCCGACUUCGAGAUCCUGGAUCAUGAGCCAUCAAAGCGGAAGACUCGUUAUCCUUCGAAGCAGGGCCGUCUAAUAUUCGGCGAUGUAUUCUGCGGAGCUGGAGGUGCAAGUCAAGGCGCUGCCCAAGCCGGGUACUAUGUUCAAUGGGGUCUCGACAAUGAUGAACGCGCGCUUAGUGCAUACCGCCUGAACCAUCCUGGUGCGUACGCAUGGAAAAUGGAUGCGCAUGAUUUUCCGCCAAACGGUAUUAGCAAGGAGAACUGGAAAGUCGACGUACUCCACCUCUCGCCUCCUUGCUGUUACUGGAGCCCCGCACAUACCCACGAUGGACCUAAGGAUCAAGAGAACUACGAAGCCAUUUACACUGUUGGUCCAAUCCUUAACAAGGUCAAACCGCGUGUCGCAACACUGGAGCAGACCUUUGGCCUCGCCACCCACGAUCAGCACAAGAGGAACUUUCUCAUGCUCUUGUACGAUAUUGGCAAAGCUGGCUACGAUGUUCGCUACAAGAUCCAGGAUCUGAGCCAUUACAGUCUUGUACAGAAGCGCAAGCGAUUACUAAUAAUUGCUGCAAGACGGGGUACACCUCUACCUCCCUUCCCAAAACCCACACAUGGCGCCCCAGGAAGUGGAUUGAAACCCUUCGUGUACAUCGAUCAGGCCCUCAAGCAUAUCACCCGCCAGGGCAGGCGGGCUAUGAACGACCCCUACCAUCAGCCCAAACUGUUUCCCGUCCCUAAGUUAGCCUACGAUCCGCGGACGUUCCUCCGAGGAUGCAUCACCACCGGUGGCACAACAGCUUGUCAUCCGUCAGGAACACGUCACUUCACACCUCGGGAACUCUCCUUGUUCCAAAGUUUCCCAUAUGUGUAUGAAUUCACUGGUGCGAAGUUUGAGGCCACGAAGCAGAUAGGCAAUGCCUUCCCACCAAUCAUGGCCCAGACGAUCUAUCAGACCAUUGCGAAAACCCUAGAAGCCUUCGAAAAGGGCCUUAUCGGAGCGGAAGAUGAUCUUUCCGAUCUUGAUAUUAUUCUGGCACAGACCGGUGAGAGCGCUCCUCAACAGCGACGGCUCGACAGCUUCACCGGGAGCGCAUCCCCUCACAGACCUUCCCGAAAUACCAGCUCUAGGACGGCGAGGGCUACUGAGUCCCGAACUGUAUCGCCUUCUACGCGCAACAGCACAGAGUCGACGCGAUCACGACGCAGGCGUGCAAGCGGCUUUCCGUCUUUGAAUCUUCUCGAUGGUGUGCUAAAUGGCAUCAACAACUUCGCCAACAGGGACACCGCUUCAGUCAGCGGGAACACUAGGCGGCGUCGCGAGCCUAGUCUUCCAAACGAAGAUAACGAGGUCAUCUACAUACCCAGCGACAACGAAUGAACAUACGAGAUGCCAUCUGAAGAGCGUGGAAUCUUUACUGGAUUGCUGGAGCUCUAGUGUGUAGUUUUCGUAUAAAGUAUCUUCGGAAGUCGCGCCGCGCUGUCCUACUUGUACAAAACGCAACCGCUGAAACAUCGACUCAUGUGCAUUGAAGCAGUCGGUUGUCGUGACAAGCUACACACGAUCUGUGCCAAUACAGUUUGUUUCACAUUCAGGUUACAAGGAUAGGUCUGCGAGGAGUCUGUACAGC
Alternaria rosae is the source of this 2533-nucleotide messenger RNA. RefSeq names its product S-adenosyl-L-methionine-dependent methyltransferase. Gene Ontology annotation, molecular function: methyltransferase activity. The record is from RefSeq and is a predicted model, not a curated record. The transcript is spliced from 5 exons. Gene Ontology annotation, cellular component: nucleus. Lineage: Eukaryota; Fungi; Ascomycota; Dothideomycetes; Pleosporales; Pleosporaceae. The coding region runs from base 1 to 2283 and encodes 760 amino acids.